AUGACAGAAAUCAAUACCUUCGACCUUCUUGAUUCCAUCAGUUGGAGUGCCCUCCGUCAUGCCUACGGGAGUGCGUGGGACGUCCCCGCUCAGCUACGAGCUCUCCGUUCAGGAAACGCGGAAAUAAAAGAGAACGCCCAAAGAUCCCUCUGCAGCAACAUAUUCCAUCAAGGAGAUCGCUAUGAAGCCACUGCCUACGCAGUCCCCUGUUUAUUGAAAGUUCUUGAAGACUCGUCCUCGUCCGCCUUUGCACGGGUCUUUCUGAUUGGCCUUCUGGUACACUUGGCCCUGGGUUAUGCGGAUACGUUCCUACCAAAUGGCGUCAAUUUCCCUGAAUGGCAGGAAUUCGCAGAGAAGAAACAGGGUCCCGAGUUUGAAGCGGAAAUGCACCAGUCGCAUGAAGGUUUCGUCAAUCGGGCAAAAAAUCACGAGGAAAGAGCCUCAUGCAACGAGUUCCGCAAUAGGAUGCUCGAAAAGCACUUGUCUAAGUAA
Molecule: messenger RNA, 492 nt
Organism: Aspergillus oryzae RIB40
Lineage: Eukaryota; Fungi; Ascomycota; Eurotiomycetes; Eurotiales; Aspergillaceae
Exons: 2
Coding region: 1-492 (163 amino acids)
Source: RefSeq, a predicted model, not a curated record